AAUAACAUUCGAAGACGUUCGAGUUCCCAAAGAAAACGUACUGAUCGGUGAGGGAGCUGGUUUCAAGAUUGCGAUGGGUACUUUCGAUAAAACACGACCCCCGGUGGCUGCGGGUGCUGUAGGACUAGCCCAACGUUGCCUGGAUGAGGCCCUCAAAUAUUCACUGGAACGUAAGACCUUUGGCGUUCCAAUUGCAGCCCAUCAGGCAGUUUCCUUUAUGCUGGCUGAUAUGGCAAUCGGUGUCGAAACCGCUAGAUUAAUUACGAUGAAGUCCGCCUGGGAGGUUGAUCAGGGCCGAAGAAAUAGCUACUAUGCCUCCAUUGCCAAGUGCUACGCAGCAGACAUGGCCAACAAGGUGGCGUCCGAUGCGGUACAGGUCUUUGGCGGAAACGGGUUCAACACCGAGUAUCCAGUGGAGAAGUUGAUGCGGGAUGCCAAGAUUUAUCAAAUCUACGAGGGUACAUCGCAGAUUCAGAGAUUGAUCAUUUCGAGAAACAUGAUGGAAAUUGCAAAGGGAAAGUUGUGAUGAGUGGAUAGAUCGAUAUAGAUUUAAGAGUAUUUGUUUUUUGUUACUCCACUAUUUGAAAGUUUUUGGUGCAAGUAAAGUAUAGAAUUUUUUAUGAAAAAAAAACAACAGGCGACGUUGUAAUAAACUGGAUGCUUGAGUAUAGA
Wyeomyia smithii (pitcher-plant mosquito) is the source of this 672-nucleotide messenger RNA. RefSeq names its product medium-chain specific acyl-CoA dehydrogenase, mitochondrial-like. Lineage: Eukaryota; Metazoa; Arthropoda; Insecta; Diptera; Culicidae. Gene Ontology annotation, molecular function: medium-chain fatty acyl-CoA dehydrogenase activity. Bases 74 to 526 code for a protein of 150 amino acids. Gene Ontology annotation, cellular component: mitochondrion. The record is from RefSeq and is a predicted model, not a curated record. The transcript has a single exon. Gene Ontology annotation, biological process: fatty acid beta-oxidation; medium-chain fatty acid catabolic process.